UCGGGAGCCGGGGUCCGCGCCGCGUGCGUCCCCCAUCGCAGAGGUGGAAGCGCCUACGGGCCCACCUGGGGCCUCCCCAAGCCCCGGGCUCAGGGCACUGGAAACACGGUAAUGAUCCAGGCGGUGAAGAAACAAAAAGACAAAUCCGGUGACGCGCGCCUGCCUUUCCAAGUCCGCUUUUGCAGCGCGCAUAAAUGAAGUAUUCUGUGCGGAGACCUAGUGAUACAACGAUGAGUAAAACGCCCUCCCUCCUCCCUCUACCUCAAAGGGAAAGAGGAAAAAUUUAAAAUAAAGUAUCUAGCCACCCCAUCCUCCCAGUCUGAACUGGUGACAUUCAAAGGAGAGACCGUCUUUGUCCUCUUAGAUUUGAUGAGAUUAACCAAAUUGACAUUUUUUAAAACAGGUUUUUAAGCCCCCCAAAAGCAUGUUAUUAAGUAAACGCUACGUUUGUUUUGUUCCCCGGUAACCACGUAGCACUGUUCCCGACAGGCAGCAGGCGGUCAGCUGUCGAGUGAAUAAACUGGAUCAGUUCUCCCCAAGCGAUGAUUCCAGCUAGGUGCUUGCGAAACGGAAGGGAAGUGCUAGUGUCCCGGACCAGCGGGCUCGGGAGUUAAACUAUGCCAGGAGUGCCUGGCUGAGUUUCCUAGUCCAGGGUAGCCUCAUUUCUCGAUAAUAGCACGCGACGGAACUGGCGUUCGCCGCAUCCCGGACUACGCUGAGGGAGACGGAUUAGGGAGGGGUUCACCGAUUGUGUGUGUGUAGAACGGCGGGAAGGAAAAAAAGAACUUCAGUAAACAAAACUGUUUCAUCACAAAUGCUGGUUUCCUACAGCGGAAGAUUCAUACUGCCAACCUUUGCUCUCCCUGUUACCACAAAACCAGAACACAAUUGGUUUGCACGCGCCUUUCGCUCUCUCAAGGCUUUCGCGCGCUUCAAAACGACCCCUCCGAGGACCUAUAGGGGUGAUGUCAUCCGGGCGCGACAACGGGAAGUAACCUGCGGGCUUGCUGUGUAGCUCAGUCUGGAGCCCCUACGUUUGAGAGCGCUGCGAUCUCCUCUUCGCUCCAGUCCUGGCUGCGAUGGGCAGUGCUCGAGAGUCCCCCACCGACAAAGGUGGAGAGACAGGGGAGUCAGAUGAGACGACCUCUGCUCCGGUGGUCCCAGGGACUUCAGACACAGACGCAGUCCCAGAGGAACCUGAUGGAGACGGAGAUGCGGACUUGAAAGAGGCGGUAGCAGAGGAAGGCGAGCUCAAGAGUCAAGAUGUCUCAGAUUUAACAGCAGGUGAAAAGGAGGACUCAUUACUUGCUCCUGCAGCCAAAAAACUUAAAAUAGAUACCAAAGAAAAGAAAGAGAAAAAGCAGAAAGUGGAUGAAGAUGAGAUACAGAAGAUGCAAAUCCUAGUUUCUUCGUUUUCGGAGGAGCAGCUGAACCGCUAUGAAAUGUAUCGCCGGUCAGCUUUCCCUAAGGCAGCCAUUAAAAGGCUGAUCCAGUCCAUCACCGGCACCUCUGUGUCGCAGAAUGUCGUCAUUGCCAUGUCCGGUAUUUCCAAGGUUUUUGUCGGCGAGGUGGUAGAAGAAGCACUGGAUGUGUGUGAGAAAUGGGGAGAGACGCCACCACUGCAGCCCAAACAUAUGAGGGAGGCUGUUCGGAGGCUAAAGUCAAAGGGGCAGAUCCCCAACUCGAAGCACAAAAAAAUCACCUUCUUCUAGACCAAAGCCCCAAAAGGCCUGUGACUGACAAGGAAUUCUGGUUCCCGGCUCCCUGUGCCAAUGAACACCAGGGCACCAGUGCUUCAGUGUCCAGUCCUCAGUCCUCCAGGGGUUCCAUGAUGGUUUUAAUGCCACGCCUAGAAGGCAUGCAGCCUGUUUCACUCUUGCCUUGACUAAAUUCUGGGACUCGUAGGCCAUUUUGAGAUAUUCAGGUGUCUCCAGCUAGCUGAAGGAAGAAAGGGGCAUGGACCUUCAGGAGCUUCUGGGUAGGGGAGCUGCUUCAGAGGGAAAACCUUUCCAAGAGAACUUUCACACUGAAGCCUAAAGCACCAAGACUUAGAUUGUUUCUUGCAUCUGGUUUUAAGUAGAUGAAACCACCAGAAACGUCUGACUCGUGGCACUGUCAUAAAGGAUGCAGCGACAACAGGAGUACUGGAAUAACUUGUGCUUGCUAACAUUUAAGAUGCUUCUGUGGAUUUUAGUGACUGAUCGUCAGACUUUUCCAACUUGUAAUCAUUGUGUGUCUAGCUGGUUGGAAUGGGGAGAAUUUCAUUGUUCUUUUUUGGUGUCCAAAUAAAACUAGCUCUGGCUUUUUUGUAAAAA
This is a messenger RNA of Heterocephalus glaber (naked mole-rat), 2315 nucleotides long. RefSeq names its product TATA-box binding protein associated factor 11 (gene Taf11). The record is from RefSeq and is a predicted model, not a curated record. Gene Ontology annotation, biological process: RNA polymerase II preinitiation complex assembly; transcription initiation at RNA polymerase II promoter. Gene Ontology annotation, cellular component: nucleus; transcription factor TFIID complex. NCBI's taxonomy places the organism in Eukaryota, Metazoa, Chordata, Mammalia, Rodentia, Bathyergidae. Gene Ontology annotation, molecular function: RNA polymerase II general transcription initiation factor activity; protein heterodimerization activity.